This is a messenger RNA of Iphiclides podalirius (scarce swallowtail), 1101 nucleotides long. The record is from the annotation of a GenBank genome assembly. Lineage: Eukaryota; Metazoa; Arthropoda; Insecta; Lepidoptera; Papilionidae.
AUGGGUAAAGCCCUUCGUGAGACCUUGCCGCCGCCUCCACCAAAACCUGCACCAUUUGACUACUUAAACAAAGACUAUACAUGGCUGAGAAGUCUUUUUGAUAGGACUACUCACAGAUUUGACGAAAAUACAAAAGUUGUUGUAGUGGAAGGCCCCGUAGCCGCAGAAAAGACAGCGUUCGCUAAGAGCCUCGCCGAAGAUCUGGGAAUGAAGCAUUUUCCCGAAGCGAACAUGGAUCUCCAUUACAUCAGACCUAAUGGUUGCGAUUUGCGUAUGUUCGACAGUAAAAUUCCCGAGGACACCAGAACGUUUGAUCAUGUUGAUUUCAACCGUAACCCUAAUCAUCGUCUUGCGGGAAAUUUCCAAAUCAUGAUGUAUACUGCCCGGUACUCUCAGUAUAUUGAUGCUUUGGCCCAUCUUUUUAAUACUGGCCAGGGUGUGGUGUUGGAGAGGUCUCCUUACUCUGACUUUGUCUUUUUGGAGGCUAUGUAUCGGCAGAAAUUCAUUAGCAAGGGAGUUCGCUCGGUGUAUUAUGAAUUAAGAAAUAACACCUUGGAAGAGUUGAUGAGACCUCAUUUAGUCAUUUAUCUUGAUGUUUCAGUCCCAAAGGUUUUGGAAGCAAUCAAGAAACGUAACUUAGAACAUGAAGUGAAGGGGCAAGCUCUCACUGCACCAUUCCUGACUGAAAUUGAGCGUCAGUAUAAGACCAAGUACCUCCGUGAUAUAUCCACUCAUGCAGAACUUUUGGUGUAUGACUGGAGUGGUGGCGGUGAAGUUGAAGUGGUAGUUGAAGACAUUGAACGUUUGAACUUUGAUCAAUACACGGAACGUGAGGAGCCUAAGAUGAAAGACUGGCGGAUUCCACGUGAGAUCGAUUGGGCAGACCAGAGGAUGUUGUACACCAAUGGUAAACACUACCUGAUGAACCUGCUGGCAAUACCAUGUCUGGAUGUGCCUGAACUUAUCACCAGUGCUGACGACGCUUACGAGAGAGAAAAGGUAAUCGGUGAACAUCCAGACUUUCAAUAUAUGGAGGGCUUUAACAAAAAAGAUGGGUCUCUGCUGACUAAAACAAAAACACCCAAGUACUACGAGUAUAUU